Messenger RNA from Caenorhabditis auriculariae, 1039 nucleotides. NCBI's taxonomy places the organism in Eukaryota, Metazoa, Nematoda, Chromadorea, Rhabditida, Rhabditidae. The record is from the annotation of a GenBank genome assembly.
AUGGUGGAAGUUUCGAGCUCCAGCGGAGAUAAUCUGAAAAACCGCAGCCAUGCCAUCCAAAUGGUGUCCUCCAACUCGACACCUUCAACUUCUCAAGGUAAUUUCUGGUCAAAAUCUUCAAAGUUGUCUUUAUCUCAACGCUUGCAAAUAUCAGUUCAUUUGGACCAGAGAUAUGGUCUGACAAAUAGAAAAAAGUUUUGACUUUGAAGCAUGGGCGUUUCGGUUGCAACUCAAGUUUUCGCAAUCUUCUUUUUUUAAACUUUUCGUUUGUUUGCCAAUCCGUGUUUCGUUUCAUUUCACUCAUUGUUUUGCUAAAUGUAGUAAUUGUUCAUUUUUGUUCAGAAAAUUUUUAGAUCCAAAAGUUAGAUGAAGCCCGUGAUUUUUCAAUCAUGAAUUUCAUGGCAUACAACCUUUCUUCGAAUUUUAUUUGCUCUUCUCAGCGAAAAACGAACUCUGCUGUCAAGGGGCUUUCCUUCUGUAUGCUCUAGUUCGAGAAAAACGAAAACAUGGGCUGUUUUUACGGUAUUCAGAUUAGAAUGGGGGGAAUCUUCAAGGUUGAAAAACACUUGUCUUGUCCUGCCCUUCUACUUUUUUUAUUCGUAUUUUACUACUCUGUUUGGGCUGUAGUCAAACUCACCCAGUUUGCCCAUGCCUCGUCGUGACUAUAAAGGUAUCUUAACUAGAGCUGUUAAAUUUCUCUUGUUAUCAGUUACUCUAGAGUUUAGAGUAAACAAUUUUAACAAGGUCAAAAAUGUGUCUGAUGCGUAAAAAGUCUUCAAAGCUGGUCGUUCUCCGGAUUGAAGAUCUUCAAAUGAACUUUCAAAAAUCAAUUCCAGACUAUCGCGAGCACGGAGUCUACAUUCAAGACAAGAACGAGAAACUCAGCAUGCCGAAAGGAACUACCAAAUACGAAUUCGAUCAGUUAGUUACACUUUUCAUGUUCAAAAUCACCGAAAAGAAGGAUAGACUCAAAUCGAAAACCGUUUUCACCGCAAAGCCUUUCAGCUCCAUCACAUUUCAUAUCUCCAAAAAUCAUUAA